AUGUCUACAACUUUGACAUAUCUUGAUCUUUCUGGAACAAAUAUUGACAAAAAAUCUGCUACUUUUUUAGCACAAGCUUUAACACAAGGAAAUAGUAAAUCUGGUGCUAUACUAAAAACACUCAAGUUAGAUAAUUGUGCACUAAAGAACAAUGUUUUGGAAGUUUUGGAUCUACAAACUGUGUGCAUAAAUGGGAAAUUAGAGUUCAAUGAAAUAAUCUACUCUUAG
Molecule: messenger RNA, 228 nt
Organism: Entrophospora sp. SA101
Lineage: Eukaryota; Fungi; Glomeromycota; Glomeromycetes; Entrophosporales; Entrophosporaceae
Source: the annotation of a GenBank genome assembly